AUGGAGUAUAGGACUGCAAGUCGAAUCCGUAAUCAUGGUCACUAUGUCUGCAGUACCUGGGGGAACUAUCAUUUUAAGACUUUUGAUGGUGGUUUUUACCAGUUUCCUGGCGUCUGCAGCUACAACUUGGCCUCUCAUUGCCAAGACUCCUAUCAAGAAUUCUCUGUCCAUAUUCACCGGUCAUUGGUCAAUGGUCAUCCGUUUAUAGACAAGAUCACCAUCACCAUCAAAGAUGUGACUCUUCAGAUUAAGAGUAACUUAGUAGUGGUGAAUGGAGCUAUUGCCAGGACACCUUUCUACAAAUUUGGUAUUCUCAUGCAUGAAAACGAUGGCUAUUUUAAGAUGUACACAAAGGUUGGCUUGACCCUCAUGUGGAACAGAGAAGAUGCUAUCAUGGUGGAGUUGGACCCAAGGUUUCUCAAUCAUACUUGUGGCCUAUGUGGGGAUUAUAAUGGAGAUCCCACAAAAAAUGAAUUUCUCUCAGGGGACAAAAUUCUCAGUCCGAUAAAUUUUGGAAAUCAGCAGAAUGUGAAUGAUCCAAAUGAAGUGUGUAAGGACACAGAUGACACUGAAAUCAUAAACCCAACACAUUGUUCUAAAUAUCUCUCUGUAUGUAAGGAACAUCUAGUCCAAGCUGUGUUCUCUGACUGUAUGAACGUUCUGAAUCUGGAAGCCUACACCCAGGCCUGUAUGAUUGACAUGUGCUCCUGUGACCAAUCCCAAGACUACUUCUGCCUGUGUAGUACCAUCUCUGAGUAUUCCAGACAAUGCUCUCAUGCUGGCGGACACCCAAGAAACUGGAGAACUAAGAACUUUUGUCCUAAGAAAUGUCCUGCUAAUAUGGUCUAUCAAGAAAGCGCCUCACCCUGCACAAAUUCCUGUUCCCACCAAGAGGUGCACAAUCUGUGUGAGGAGCAUUACAUGGAUGGCUGCUUCUGUCCUGCGGGUACGGUGCAGGAUGAUUACACUGACAGGGGCUGCCUACCGGUUGAUGAGUGCCAUUGCAAACACCAAGGGAAACUCUAUGCCCCAGGAGAGUUGAUUCUAAAUGAUUGUGCCAAAUGUGACUGUGUUGCCGGAAGAUGGAACUGCACAGAUCUCCCCUGUCCUAAAGUUUGCUCAGUUGAAGGUGGAGCCCAUUUUACCACUUUUGAUGGGAAGACAUAUACUUUCCAUGGGAACUGUUACUAUGCGCUGGUGAAGACACAAAAUCUGAUCUUGGGCAAGCUGAUGCCUUGCGGUUCCUCUGAGAGAGAGACUUGCCUCCAGUCUGUUAUACUAGUCACAGACAACUUAAAAAACGUUGUGAAACUCAAAUCAGAUGGAACAGUUGUCCACAAUGACCUUAAGGUUAUGCUUCCUUAUAUCACAGCCAACUUUUCCAUACUACAACCAUCUAAGCCCUAUGUUAUUGUUCAAACUGCUCAUGGCCUCCAAAUGCAAAUACAGCUAAUACCAAAAAUGCAACUGUAUAUCACUAAGGAGAAAGCUUCCAAAAAACAACCACAAGGUCUUUGUGGGAAUUUUAACUCCAAGGAAGGAGAUGACUUUACAACACCUGGAGGUCUUGUUGAAGCCACAGCAUCAGCCUUUGCCAACACAUGGAAACUUCUGGCCACUUGUCGUGACAUGUCGGACUGGUUGGACGAUCCUUGCAGCAUUAGCAUUGAGAACAAAAAUUACGCAGACUAUUGGUGCUCUAAGUUAGAAAAUGUUGAGUCUCCUUUUGCCAAGUGUCAUUCCACAAUAGACCCUACUGAAUAUGCAAAGAGAUGUCGCUAUGACUCAUGUAGCUGUAAGGACAGUGAGCAUUGUAUGUGUGCAGCUCUCUCCUCCUACGUCAGAGCCUGUGCCACGAAGGGGAUCAUUCUGUGGGGAUGGAAGAAUGGAACCUGUGAUAAGGAUAUUACAUCCUGCCCAUCUAGCCAAAUCUACCUGUAUAACUUGACCACCUGCCAGCCGACCUGCCGGUCCCUGGCAGAGGAUGAGAAGGCUUGUGGUAGUGUUUUCACCCCAGUAGAUGGUUGUGGGUGUCCAGAUGGACAGUAUUUGAAUGAGAAGGACCAAUGUGUACAUCGAUCUAAGUGUUCCUGCUAUUAUCAUGACACUUACCUGAAACCCAGAGAGAUAAUCAGCACAAAGGAUAAGCACUGCAUCUGCCAAAAUGGGAAUCUUGCCUGCACUGAUAAGGUCAACAAAACUUGUCCUGGAGGGAAAGUUUACUUGGACUGUGAUAAGAGACAGCCCCUGGCACCAGGAGCUCCUAUACGCAGAAGCUGCACGACUCUGAGUAUUGAAUACUUCCAGACAGAGUGUAUCUCAGGGUGUGCUUGCCCCAGUGGACUUCUAGAUGAUGGAGCCGGAGACUGUGUCCCUGAAGAUAGAUGUCCUUGUGUCCAUAAUGAAGACAUUUAUCCGCAUGGAUCCCAGGUCAAGGUGGACUGCAAUACUUGUUUUUGCCAGAAAGGAAAAUGGACCUGCACGAAUAGUGGCUGCUAUGGAACAUGUACAAUCUAUGGAAAUGGUCAUUAUAUCUCGUUUGACAGUAAAAUUUAUGACUUUGAUGGGAAUUGUGAAUUUGUGGCUGCCCAGGACUACUGUGAACCCGACCGUUCUGGUGGCAGCUUCAGUGUCCUCACUGAGAAUAUUCCAUGUGGUACCACUGGAGUUACAUGUUCAAAAUCGGUCAAAGUCUUCCUAGGGAAUACUAUGCUAAGAUUAUCAGAAAAACAUAUAGUGAAGACUGUUGGAGAAGGAGGAAAACAUGUAGAUUAUCAAACCCGCGAAGUAGGUAUUUAUUUGGUCAUUGAGGCAAGUAAUGGCAUUCUUCUAAUUUGGGACAAGAAAACCACCAUAUUCAUCAAAGUAUCACCUGAAUAUAAGGGAAAACUGUGUGGUUUGUGUGGCAACUUUGAUGACAAUUCACAAAAUGAUUUUAAAACCAGACACAUGAUACAAGUCGUUGAUGUUUUGGAAUUUGGAAACAGCUGGAAAGUGGAUGCCACGUGCCCUGAUGCUACUGAUGUACUCAACCCCUGCAGUCAAAAUCCUCAUCGACAUUCCUGGGCUGAGAAACAGUGUGGUCUAAUCAAAAGUCAAGUUUUUAAAAUCUGUCAUAGCAAGGUUGAUCCAAUACCAUUUUAUGAGGCCUGUGUAAAUGAUGCCUGCUCAUGUGACAGUGGUGGAGACUGUGAAUGCUUCUGUACUGCAGUUGCUGCCUAUGCUCAGGAAUGUACCAAAGCAGAAGCCUGUGUCUACUGGAGAACACCAGACAUAUGCCCGAUAUUUUGUGACUACUACAACCCUAAGGGUGAAUGUGAGUGGCAUUAUCACCCAUGUGGUAAUCACAGUGUAAAAACGUGUCGUUCCAUCAACAACAUCUACACUAAAGUCACCAUUACUUAUCUGGAAGGUUGCUACCCAACUUGCCCAAAGGAUAAACCUAUUUUCGAUGAGGAAAACAAGAAAUGUGUGACCAAGGAGCAAUGUGGUUGCUAUGUUAAUGAGGUUCACUACAAAUCUGGAAUAGAAGUGCCUCAUUAUAUGAAUUGUCAUAAAUGUGUCUGCUCUUCAAAUGGAAACAUUGACUGUCAAAAACAAGCUUGUGCUUAUGAAAAAGUGUGCCAGUGGACCCAAUGGCUUGAUGUAAGUAAGCCAGGAGAUGAUGUGGGUAGUGGUGACUAUGAAACAUAUGACGAGAUAAGGAAACACCAUGUGUUCUGUGAAGUCCCAGAACAGAUUCAAUGCAGGGCAGCAAAUGCUCCCAAUGUCAACUUGGAUAACUUAAAACAGGUUGUACAUUGCAAUGUCUCAUAUGGACUCAUCUGUAAGAACAGUGAGCAGAAACUAGAUGACAACCUUUGGCAAAAGUGUUUUAACUAUGAAGUCCAAGUGGAGUGCUGCCAGUGGAUAUGUUCUGAAUCCACCCCAUUAACCACAACUCCUAGUGGCAUCAGUACAUCUACCACAAUCCUGGAGACUACAACCAGAAGUCUAGAUAUAACUUCAGGAUCUGCACUUUUUUCAUCCUCCAUUACGCCAGAGCUGGCAACGCAAGCACAAAGUUGUACACCUGUUUGUUCAUGGUCGGAAUGGUUUAGUGUGAGCUACCCUACAUAUGAAUCAGGAGGGGAUUACGAAACGUACGAUAAUAUCAGACAGGCUGGACAUGAUGUCUGUGAGAGGCCACUGCACAUUUCCUGCAGGGCAAGACAUUGGCCAAAUAAAGCACUAGAUGAGCUGCAGCAGAAGCUGACCUGUGACGUCUCCUAUGGGCUUAUCUGUAACAACAAAGAACAGAACACGGCACCAGUGUGUUUUGACUAUGAGGUCCGUGUCCACUGCUGUAGAGUGCCAGAUAGGUGCUUACAUACAACUCCUGAAAGCUCAGGACACAAGUCCAGCACUUCAUUAACCACCACUACUAGCAGUCCUGGGACAAACACAACAUGGACAUCAAAGACCACAAAGCUCAGUGAGACAAGUUCUCAUACUUCUAUCUCCACUCCAAACAAAGAGACUUCUACUUCUACACGUGUGACCUCUUCCCCAACUACAAAUCAUCGAAGACUAAGUGUUGAUGGUCAUUCACCAAUAAGUGUGAAUGUGCACACCUGUUCACUUUCAACAUUUGGAAUAAACAUCAAGACGCCGCGGACAACAUUUAAGACUACUGUGAAGUUACCCCAAGGUUUUGAGAUCCUGCAGAGGAUUUGGCAUCCAUUGACUUACAAUGAAUCAGUUCAUAAUACUGGAAGAACAACUAAGAAAACCACCAUCACAUCUCCAGCCAGUACAAGUAAAGCGGAAACAAUACACAUAGGACCUGAAUCCACACCAACCCCAACUACUGAAGCUUCAUUCACUACCAUCAUAUCAUCUCCUAAUACCACACCUGUCACCAUCUCACCAAGCACUCCUCCUGCUAAUACCUCUUUUAUAUCACCUACCACUUCCACCACAGCUUCACCUCUUGCUACUUCAAGUACAAGUAGAGUGAUUUAUACUCCUGAACAAAUGAUCACCACAGAAGGUGGCACGACUUCCACCGUGACAUCUCUCCCUAAAACACCAAGUGAAUACGCCACUUCUGAAUCUGUAUUAACAUCAGCCACUACUGUUUCUGCUACUGAAUAUUACACAAGAAUAUUACUCAGAACUGAUGAGACUUCAUUGACCAUGGAACCUAAUAAAGCCACCUCUACUACUUCUCUGCCGAUCACAGUAACCACUACUACUUCUCUACCAACCACAGUAACCACCACUGCCUUAUUGACUCCAUCAACUACAAGUCAGGGUACAUAUACACCUACCAAAUCUAUGCCAAUCACAUCAGAAGCUACUGGUACCACCAAUACAUUUCCUUAUACUACAGGUGAAGUUACAACAGUCAGCAAACCUACUGAAAUAACAUUAACCGUUGAAACAACUACUGCAGGUUCUACUGCAUCACCUCCUACAACCGGCAAUGUAUCUCCUACUAUUUCUACAACUACUAUUUCUGAAUCUGUUCCAGCCUCAACCACUGCUGCUACUGAGUCCACCACAGUUUUUCCUGUUACAAAUAAAACCACCCGAGUAUAUACCAGUAAGAACUUUAUAGAAACCUCUCCCACUAAGUUUACACUAAGUUCCACUCCUUGGUUUCCAACUUCUAGUUCCACUCCAUCACAUAUUUCACCUGAAACUACCCUAUAUAAACAUACAAUUCCAGGUUCCUCAUCUAAAGCCAAUACUCCUAAUAAUAGAAGUCCCACCAUAACUCCUACUUUGACAAGCAAAGUGACUACAAGGUACAUCAGCACUGUUUCCGUACCAUAUGUGAGUACUAAGCAGGAUGAUACUACUGCUACGACUACAGCAACUGCAUCUUAUACUAGUCUAACAAAACUUACAACCUACAAACCUACGAAAACUAUACCAGGAUCAUCCUUUGAACCUAUUUCAACAUUGACUUCAGAAGCUUCUUCAAUCGGUAGCUCACCUUCUUCUACAUCAGGAAGUAGGAGCCAUAUGCCAUCUACUAUCCAAUCAACCACAGAAAGUACUAUAAAAAGUACAAUUCCUUAUUUAACAGAUAUCAGUAAAUUAUCUAUGACUACUACUACUACUAGUCAAGAGACAUCUACUACCGGCCACACUAUGAGGCAGACAUCAACUACAACUAGUUCAGUAAUCACUUCUCUUCCUGAACCAACUACUGCAAAAGAAACAAGUAUCUCAUCUUCUACAACAUGUGUUUGUAUGUAUAAUGGAACCACAUACCCCCCAGGGAAAAUAAUCAGCAAAGUAACCAAUGAAACAUGGUGCCAUGAAAUCAUUUGCAGUAUGAAAUGUAAAAUUGAAAUGAAUAACUGGCUUUGCUCCACAUCUUCUCCAGCGAGUACCUCAAUUCCAGCAUUAAAAUCAACAUCAGAUACUUCACCCCAUUUUACUAGCACAUCACCACAGAUGGCCUCCACAACAUCCAGCACAACUCCCUUAAAUGCAAGUCACAGUAAGACAACACCUAUGUUCUCAUCAACAACUGAGAAACGUGGUUGUUCCUUUGAGAAAUAUCGAGAGCCAAAUGAAACAUGGAGGCUCGAUAAUUGCACACUGGCCAAAUGCUUGGAAAACCACACGGUAGAGAUUAUUGAACUGAAGUGCAAGUCUCCACCUAUGAUCACCUGUGCCAAUGGGUACUCACCAAUAGCCAUACCAGAUGAAGACCAAUGCUGCUGGCACUGGGAAUGUGAUUGUGUUUGCUCCGGCUGGGGCGAUCCACACUACAAGACAUUUGAUGGAACCUACUACACUUUUCAAGGCAACUGCACCUAUACCCUAGUCGAGGAGAUAGAGAAGAAGAAUAACUUCACAGUAUACUUGGAUAACUAUGACUGUGGAACAAAGGACUUGGUAUCCUGCCCACGAAACAUGAUUGUGCUCUAUAAUACUCAAGAAAUCCAACUUGUGGUUGGUGGUUCACAAGACACCGAUAUACAGGUUGAUGUAAAUGGAGUUAUGGUAGGUACCCCAUAUCAGAAAUAUGGGGUGAAAAUUUACACUAUUGGCAUCUACUACGUGGUGGAAAUACCAGAACUGGGAGCUAAUAUUACAUACAAUGGCUUGACGUUCUCUGUCAAACUGCCUUAUGACCGAUUUGGUCAUAAUACGCAAGGACAGUGUGGCACGUGCACUAACAACCGGUCAGAUGACUGCAAGACACGUGAUGGUGACAUUGUAUCAAAGUGCGAAAUUAUGGCUGAUUCCUGGAUCAUAGAAGAUCCCAAAAAACCUGGAUGUGGCAAGUUUAAGACUGCAGUGCCUCCUACAGUGACUUCUCCUUCCCCUACUUGCCAACCAUCACCACUUUGCAGCCUCAUUAUGGGACAAACAUUCCAGAAAUGCCACAAGAUUGUGCCACCAGAAGAUUACCACAAGGCUUGUGUGUAUGAUAGCUGCCAUAUGUCAAGAUCCAAGAUUGAAUGCUCCAGCCUGCAGCAUUACGCUCAACUCUGCGUAGAUAAAGGAAUUUGUAUAGACUGGAGGAGUCAAGCCCCAGAAUGCUCCAUGCCAUGUCCCUCUCACAAGGUCUAUAAUGCCUGUGGUUCAGCCAGACCAAGAACAUGUCAAACCACGUAA
Bufo gargarizans (Asiatic toad) is the source of this 7623-nucleotide messenger RNA. RefSeq names its product mucin-2-like. The transcript is spliced from 43 exons. Gene Ontology annotation, molecular function: protein binding. NCBI's taxonomy places the organism in Eukaryota, Metazoa, Chordata, Amphibia, Anura, Bufonidae. The record is from RefSeq and is a predicted model, not a curated record. Bases 1 to 7623 code for a protein of 2540 amino acids. Gene Ontology annotation, cellular component: extracellular matrix.